This is a messenger RNA of Psilocybe cubensis, 360 nucleotides long. RefSeq lists its product as uncharacterized. The coding region runs from base 1 to 360 and encodes 119 amino acids. NCBI's taxonomy places the organism in Eukaryota, Fungi, Basidiomycota, Agaricomycetes, Agaricales, Agrocybaceae. The record is from RefSeq and is a predicted model, not a curated record. The transcript has 2 exons.
AUGCCCCCCACUACGCCCUCCUUUGACUGGUCCCAGGGCUCCGUCUUCCUACAAGACGGUAUAAUUUACUACUCUCCCAAUUGUAACCGACCAGUCCGUAUCAAGGCCCCAGAGCGGAAUCACCCCCACCCAUUCCCUGAACGUGCAGAGCCAGAUCCCACCUCUGUCAAGCAUCCUGUCUGGUGGACAGACACCUUUGGGUGGAUGUCCUUCAUACCGCUCAACCCAUCCUUUAUCUCCGACCCCUUCGACACCUUUACCUGGCAGCCUGAGCUGGAUGUAACUCCUAGCUAUAAUACUCCACCCGGUCCCCACUCUCUACCAGCUCGAAAUUCAUACUAUAAAGCAUUGGCGGUUUAA